AUGCCUCCUCCAGCGACACCCCCCCCCCCCUUCCAGCUCGACCUUGGCACCGGUCUCUCCUUAGCACUAGCAUUCUCCUUCAUGCCAGCAGCUCAGCUCCUAGCCAGCCGCCUUCUUCCCAGAACCGUUUCGAAAAAGUACUAUUGGAUCUUCACCUGGUGUGUUUACGACUUCCUCACCCACAGCAUAAUCGAGGGUUCCUAUCUAUAUCACUGUUUUGUGUCCUACGAGACCAUUUCGAACCACUCCGACCACCCAUCAUCAUCUCUUCUCGCCAAAGGCCCUUCCUUUCUCGGCUAUACAGAUCGCAACUAUGGCUCCUACUACUCCCAAGGCCCGAUGGCUCGACUGUGGCGAGAAUACGCAAAGGCCGAUAGUCGUUGGGGCGGCUCGGACCUGAACGUGAUCUCCCUAGAAUUGCUCACAGUACUUCUAGCAGGACCUGCCGCUGCCUACAUAUGCUACCUCAUCGCGAGAAUCACAAACUCAAGCAACGUGACUGAAAAAGCACGUCUUGAUGCAAGGAUGUGGUUUAUUGCGGUGGUGCUCUCGACAGGCGAACUGUACGGAGGCUUUAUGACAUUUGCGCCUGAAUGGCUUUCUGGAAAUACUGCUCUGGCUGGAGAUGAUCCGAUCUAUUUGUGGUUGUACCUGGUUUUCUUCAAUGGGAUAUGGGUGUUUGUUCCAGCUUGGAUUCUGUAUCUGGGAUACUAUGAGCUGACUGGUGCUUUUGUGAAUGGGGUGAGCUCGCAACAUCUCAGGAAAGUGUCUUGA
This is a messenger RNA of Lithohypha guttulata, 774 nucleotides long. RefSeq lists its product as uncharacterized. Gene Ontology annotation, molecular function: cholestenol delta-isomerase activity. Bases 1 to 774 code for a protein of 257 amino acids. The record is from RefSeq and is a predicted model, not a curated record. The transcript has a single exon. Lineage: Eukaryota; Fungi; Ascomycota; Eurotiomycetes; Chaetothyriales; Trichomeriaceae. Gene Ontology annotation, biological process: sterol metabolic process. Gene Ontology annotation, cellular component: membrane; endoplasmic reticulum.